Micropterus salmoides (largemouth bass) is the source of this 4035-nucleotide messenger RNA. RefSeq names its product small G protein signaling modulator 3 (gene sgsm3). The record is from RefSeq and is a predicted model, not a curated record. The coding region runs from base 242 to 2593 and encodes 783 amino acids. Lineage: Eukaryota; Metazoa; Chordata; Actinopteri; Centrarchiformes; Centrarchidae. The transcript is spliced from 20 exons. Gene Ontology annotation, molecular function: protein binding.
UACAACAGAGCUACACGUCGAAAGCAGGUGCACAACGCAGGGAAAUCACAAAUACGAGACGAAUGACGGCAUAGCAUAUGGUGGCUUACCGUCUCCAACAACAGAAGAAACGUCCGCCACAAACCAAAACUGUGUGCUUUCAGUAGAACAAUGUCACGAGUGGGCACUGUCUGCUGACCUCCUUUCUCCAGAGUGACUGCUGUUUUUUCAGAUAGAAGCCAUUCACUCCGCUAUCAACAAAAUGUCGGGUACCUACACACCAGCUCCUGGUGGGCCAUUCUCUGCUCUCACCCCAAGCAUGUGGCCUCAGGACAUUUUGGCCAAGUACCAUCAAAAAGACUGCUCAGAACAACAUGAACUCCAAUAUGAUGAGUUUGGCUUCAGAGUGGACACUGAUGACGGUGGGAAGUCCAGGUCCUGGCUGGGCAGUGAAGGCUCACCCCAGCGUGAAGACCCCCAGCAGAGAUUACGUUGGCAAGCCCACCUGGAGUUCACCCACAACCACACGGUCGGUGACCUGACCUGGGAGCUCAUUGAUCCCGUCCUUGCGCGCUCUGACCGUCUACGUGCCCUGGUGUUGGGUGGCAUACCUCACAGCAUGAGGCCACAGCUAUGGAUGCGUCUCUCUGGAGCACUGCAGAAGAAGAGGACCUCUGAGAUCUCUUACAGAGAAAUCAUUAAGAACAGUUCCAAUGAUGACACCUCCACAGCUAAACAGAUAGAGAAGGACCUGUUACGGACUAUGCCAACCAAUGCGUGUUUCAGCAGUCUGACCAGCGUCGGAGUGCCGAGGCUGAGACGGGUCCUCAGGGGCCUGGCCUGGCUCUACCCAGACAUUGGGUACUGUCAGGGCACUGGCAUGGUGGUAUCCUGUCUGCUGCUCUUUCUUGAGGAGGAGGAUGCGCUAUGGAUGAUGUGUGCCCUGAUCGAAGACCUCCUUCCUCCUUCCUACUUCUCCUCCACUUUGCUGGGCGUCCAGACGGACCAGAGGGUUCUCCGCCAGCUCAUUGUUCAGUACCUGCCAGCCCUCGACCGCCUUCUGCAGGAGCAUGACAUAGAGUUGUCGCUGAUCACACUGCAUUGGUUCCUGACAUCAUUUGCGAGUGUGGUGGACAUUCGUCUGCUCCUUAGGAUCUGGGACCUGCUCUUCUACCAGGGCUCAUUGGUGCUCUUUCAGGUCACACUGGGCAUGCUCAAAGUCAAGGAGGAGGAGCUCAUAUCAUCAGAGAACUCUGCGUCCAUUUUUAAUACUCUGUCAGACUUGCCAAGCCAGCUGAGAGAUGGGCCCGCGGUUCUCGGAGAGGCUAUGAGGCUAGCAGGGACGCUAUCCCAGGAAACAUUGGAAGCCCACCGACACAAACACCUAGCCUACAUCCUAAAUGAACAGGCGCAGCUCAGCAAUGGAAACACCACUCUCAACACCAAUCUCAACAAGGUGGUGAGGAGGCAGUCACUGCGCAGGAAGUCCACACUGAGCUCCCUGCUGUUCGGGGAGGAUGAGGCAGAGGCCCUGAAAUCCAAGAACAUUAAGCAGACCGAGCUGGUGGCAGCCCUGCGAGAGGCCAUAACCCGCACUGCAGAGCACUUCCACUGUCUGGAUCCACGUCACUCUAGCACUGACCUGACUCCUGACUACUCCAUGGAGAGCCACCAGCGAGAUCAUGAAAACUUUCUUGUGGUCUCUCGCACCAGACGGAGACGGGCAAAGGCUUUGCUGGACUUUGAGCGACAUGAUGACGACGAACUGGGCUUCAGGAAGAAUGACAUCAUCACUAUUGUCUCACAGAAGGAUGAACACUGUUGGGUUGGAGAGCUCAAUGGCCUUAGAGGUUGGUUUCCGGCAAAGUUUGUGGAGAUCCUCGAUGAAAGAAGCAAAGAGUAUUCAUUAGCAGGUGAUGACUCUGUGACAGAGGCAGUGACAGACCUGGCCAGGGGAACACUGUGUCCAGCCCUAAAGGCCAUCUUUCAGCACGGUCUCAAGAAACCGUCUAUACUGGGAGGGCCUUGUCACCCUUGGCUAUUCAUAGAAGAGGCGGCCAGUAGAGAGGUAGAGAGGGACUUUAACUCAGUCUACUCCAGACUGGUGCUGUGUAAAACCUACAGGUUAGAUGAAGAUGGGAAAGUACUAACACCAGAGGAGCUGCUAUAUAGAGCAGUGCAGUCAGUGAACAUGAGCCACGACUCUGCACAUGCUCAGAUGGACGUCAAGUUUAGGUCUCUUGUCUGCGUCGGCCUCAAGUAUGUUUUCAAGACGAACACACAGAAUUUAAAUCAACACAGUAGUCUGCCUGUACAUGGUAUCUUAACAUGUGUGUACCCCACCAGUGAGCAGGUGCUGCACCUAUGGUUGGAGGUGUUGUGCUCCAGUAUGGCUGCCGUAGAAAAAUGGUAUCAUCCAUGGUCAUUCCUUCGCAGUCCUGGAUGGGUACAGAUCAAGUGCGAGCUCAGGGUCUUAUCAAAGUUUGCCUUCAGCCUCUCCCAAGAUUGUGAGCUCCCUGACAAGAAAGAGGAGAAGGAUCAGAGACCGCUGAAAGAGGGCGUGCAGGAUAUGUUGGUGAAACAUCACCUCUUCAGCUGGGACAUUGAUGGCUAAAUGCACAGCGAGAAACGGCUGAAACCUACCCUGUCCUGCGUCUCUGUGUAUAUUGGAUGUCUCUUCACCUGUUCCUCACGGACUCUCAAGCAUAAAUUAUACAGUUGUCUGCUACAGUUAAGUGACUACUUUAAAGACCAAUGUUUCAGCAUUGGACAAUGGGGGCACCCUAAUAAUUACUCUUGAGACUCUCAUGUCAUCAUAAAGGUCGAUCAGCACGGAUGUGCUGAAGCAUGUAUGCAUUAAGGUGCAUACUUUAUUUGAAUCCAGGCCCAGUGUAGGGGGUUGCACUACAUGGUGAAAACUAUAUAUACAAGCAAAAUUCUCCUGUAGUACAGAAUAGUCUUUACCUAUGGGAAAGGAGCACUCAAUGUGUCCUAACAGGAUUUCUUCAGUACUCACUGCUCUGACCAUUCACCAUUUCAUUGCUAACUGAGCGUACUUUGUUGUGCAGGAGUGAGACGUAGAGUCCAUUCUAAUGCUGUGUGUGUGUGUGUGUGUGUGUGUGUGUGUGUGUGUGCGCGCGCGCAGGAGGUCAUCACCACAACAAACACUCAUGGUCCUAAAUUCCACUUACCCUGUAAAUUCCCAAAUAUUAAGACCAAAACGGAACAUUGCUGAAGAUGGAGCUGUGAAGUUACAAAUUAUUUUUGAGAGGAAUGCUACUUACCUCAAUAUCCUGAAUUCCACAGAAUAUUCCAUUAAAUACUAAUGUUGCACAUGCCAAGUAAAGCCUUUUCAAAUUGUAAUAUAAAACUGUGGGUAUAUGUGUGCUACCUUAACAGUGGUAGUGAUCAGUCUGCACUUAUGACAUAAUGUAAAUGAAGCAGAUAAGUUUUUGUGUUACAAAUCUACAGUAAAUAAAUGUUACAUAUAAUUUGUAAUGUUUUUUGUAUAUAAAAACAUCUGUUGCUUGUGACUAGAUGUGCCCUUGCAAGUUAAAGCAAUUCAGCAAAGGACUUUAUCAUUCUUAGUUAAACAGAGCUUUAGUUUGGAAUACAAGCUGCACAUACAUUAGAAAAUGGGAUUGUCUAUUUUAUUUAUUCUGUUAAAACGGUGGACAAUUCCAGAUAAUGGCAGCCUAUAAUUGGGGACUUUAUGGUUCAUAGUUUGACAAAACAAUCACUAUUUUUGUGGUGCAGAUGACUUCGCAUGUUACAUUUUUAGCAGGUUAGUUUUUGGAUACUUUGCUGAUAGCAAAGAUUUUGUUGUAUUGGUUUUUAUUCCCGCAAAGCUAUUAGAUCUUGAAGGCAUUAAGCUUGAAAUUGUUGUGUAAUAUCAGUUGAGAAUGUUUUGUACUUACAUUGUUAACUGUAACAUUCCCAUGUACAGAAAAAAACCUGUCAACUCAGCAUCUGGUUUUACAUGAUUGUAGCCCGUGGAAAUCACAUUAUAUUGAUCGUCAUAAAUUUGCAAAUCGAAAUACAGAAGAAUAAUCUGUU